Molecule: messenger RNA, 4230 nt
Organism: Balaenoptera musculus (blue whale)
Lineage: Eukaryota; Metazoa; Chordata; Mammalia; Artiodactyla; Balaenopteridae
Gene: GEN1
Product: GEN1 Holliday junction 5' flap endonuclease
Exons: 14
Coding region: 422-3148 (908 amino acids)
Molecular function (GO): four-way junction DNA binding; 5'-flap endonuclease activity
Source: RefSeq, a predicted model, not a curated record
GACGCGGGGAGUGGGGCGGGUGAUUUGCCUAAGUGAAAGUGAAAAAAAAUUCGGAGCCCCCCGACUACAGUCCUACCCAUGCGUACAGCGACCGGCUGGGAGGCCGGGAAGCCGAGCGUACGGCCGCGGUCGCGGAAAGGGGCCAGUCACUUCCCGGAAGAGGCGGGGCCAUGGGCGAGAAGGCGCCGAAUUCGAAGUGCUCCCCAGGAGCUUUCCGGGGCAGGGUGCUAAGCGCCAAACGGUCGACUUUGCUUGGGGAAGGAAAGAGAAAGUCUUUCCUUUUCUUUUUCUUUUUUUUUGAGAAGAGAAAUUUUAGAAACUUGGAGACAGCAGUAGUUAGGAUUCAGGCCAAACUGGUAAAUCACGGAAGGGCGUCUUUCAAAACCAAGGAGGAAGGGUUGCCCCGCAGAUAAUCACCAGGAUGGGAGUGAAUGACUUGUGGCAGAUUCUGGAGCCUGUUAAACAACACGUCCACUUGCACAGUCUUGGUGGGAAAACCAUUGCGGUUGAUCUGAGUCUCUGGGUAUGUGAAGCACAGACAGUCAAAAAAAUGAUUGGGACAGUCAUGAAGCCCCACCUCAGGAACCUAUUUUUUCGUAUCUCAUAUUUAACGCUAAUGGACGUAAAACUGGUGUUCGUUAUGGAAGGGGAACCGCCAAAGCUGAAAGCUGAUGUCAUAAGUAAGAGGAAUCAGAUUCGGUAUGGAGGUUCAGGAAAAACAUGGUCUCAGAAAACAGGGAGAUCACAUUUUAAAUCAGUCUUAAAGGAGUGUCUUGAUAUGCUGGAAUGCUUAGGAAUUCCCUGGGUCCAGGCUGCUGGGGAAGCUGAAGCCAUGUGUGCUUACCUCGAUGCCAGUGGUUAUGUAGAUGGCUGCCUCACCAAUGAUGGAGAUGCUUUCCUUUAUGGGGCCCAAACUGUUUAUAGAAAUUUCACUUUGAAUACCAAGGACCCACAUGUUGACUGUUAUACAAUGUCAUCCAUCAAGAGUAAACUAGGUUUGGAUAGAAAUGCUCUGGUUGGGCUAGCAAUACUACUUGGCUGUGAUUAUCUUCCAAAGGGAGUCCCUGGAGUUGGAAAAGAGCAAGCAUUAAAACUUAUAAAGAUUUUGAAAGGGCAAAGUUUACUUCAGAGGUUUAAUCAGUGGAAUGAAAAAUUUUGUUACUCUAAUUCACAACCAUCAGUCGUUAGCAAACUGGCUCAUUGCUCUGUAUGUUCCCAUCCAGGUUCACCUAAGGAUCAUGAACGUAAUGGAUGCAAAUUAUGUAAAACUGAUCGAUAUUGUGAGCCACAUGAUUAUGAAUACUGUUGUCCUUGUGAGUGGCACCGAACAGAACAUGAGAGACAGCUAAAUGCAGUAGAAAACAGUAUUAAGAAAAAAGCUUGCAGUUGUGAGGGAUUCCCAUUCCACGAGGUUAUUCAAGAAUUCCUUUUGAACAAGGAUAAAUUGGUGACGGCAAUCAGGUACCAAAGACCUGAUUUAUUAUUGUUUCAGAGAUUUACUCUUGAAAAAAUGGAGUGGCCCAGUCACUAUGCAUGUGAGAAAUUGUUGAUACUGUUGACGCACUAUGACAUGAUAGAAAGAAAGCUCGGUAGAAGGAACUCUAAUCAACUACAGCCACUUCGAAUUGUUAAAAACCGAAUCAGAAAUGGAGUUCAUUGCUUUGAAAUAGAAUGGGAAAAGCCUGAACAUUACUCUAUAGAAGAUAAACCUGGAGAAUUGGUUUUACAAACAAUAGAAGAAGAAUCAUUGUUUGAAGCAGCUUAUCCUGAGAUUGUUGCUGUUUACCAAAAACAAAAGUCAGAAAUUAAAGGCAAGAAACAAAAAAGCAUGAAAACUAAGUCUAAAGAAAACAAUUUGCCAGAAUCAGAUGAUAUGAUGACUUUUCAAUCACACAUGACUUUAAAACCCACAUGCGAAAUCUUUUCUAAGCAGAAUUCCAAGUUAAAUUUGGAAAUUUCCCCCGAUUCUACAUUACCCCAGGAAUCUAUUUCUGUGUCAUUGAAUACCUUGCUUUUACCUGAAGAUGCUCCCUGUUUGAAUACACAAGAACAGUUAAUAUCUUCUCCAAGACCUUUGGCUGUGCAGCAAAUUAAAGCUGUCAGUAAGUCUCUGAUUGCAGAGUCUAGUCAACCCAGUACCUCAUCCCAUAAUAUAUCUGCAAUUGCUGAUCUGCACUUGAGCACCAUUGACUGGGAAGGUACUUCUUUUAGUAAUUCUCCAGCUAUCCCAAGGAACACUUUUGCUCAUGGUGUAAAAUCGGAACUUGAAACAGCUAUCCCUGAUAGCUUUAAAAAUAUUACAGGGCAAUUGUCAUGUGAAUCAGAAUGGUGCACUACAAACAUUAAUAAACUGUUCGAUUGGGAUCUUCAAAAGACUGAUCCUGAAGAGCACCUACUUUCUGGCAUUACUGAUUUACAUCUUCAGGAUUUACCUUUAAAGGAACGAAUACGUAUAAAAUCAUCAUAUCCUCAGAAUAAUAUACAACCAGAUGAUGAUCUGAAAACAUUGUCCCUACUUACUGUACAAGAACACUGUAUUGCUAAUAGUAGUUCUGAAUGUCUAUCACAUCUUUCAAAGGAUCUUCUAGGAAUUCAUUUGCAAAAUGAAUCUAGAAACUGUAAAGUCCUAAAAGGAAACCAGCUGUUUCAAGAAAACUAUAAAGCAAAUACUUCUAUACCUUAUUCUGUCAAUAACCCAAUAGUAAAGACCUCCAAUGUUAGAAUUGGACCACCAAAUACUGCUUUAGAUUAUAGUAGAAAAGUUGAUGUGCAAACCACUCAGAAAACUGUAAUGAAGAAGAGUGUUUGCCUUGACACACAUUCCUCUGGUGAAGAAAUCAUCCCAGAGUCUGGGAAAGCUAAGUCCACAACUCAAAAAAUGAAACAGACUUCUCAGAAACAUAGCCCAGCCCAGUUCAAAAAAAAUGAUGCCAACAAAUUAAGUAACCCUAAAGCACAUAUUAAAGAAACUGAACAGUGUGUCCAGCCUUAUAAAACAGCUGGAAAUGAAGAAACCUGUUUCCAAGAUGCAGCAAAAAGGUCUCUGAGUUUUCUACAGUGUCGUGAGGAAAAAGACGUCUCUGGUACCUGUUUGGAUAGUCCUCUUCCUUUAAGUCAGAGAUUAAAACUAAGGUUCCAAAACACCUGAAAUUAAAUUUAAAAUAUUCAAGUAUAACUUAUAAUUCUAGUACUGUUGGCAUUAGCAGAAGCAGAAGGAAGGUAUCUAGUUAAUGUAUAUUAGAAAAAUUUAACGUGAUUCUAUAUGUUGUGAGACACUUGCCAUUUUAAUCAAAACUGUAAUAAAAAAUGUUACCUAAAACUUUGGUUUUAAAAGACGAUCCUCUGUAGUGAAAACUUCAGAUAAUGUAUAUUUUUAUAACAUACUUUUUUCAUUAAAAAAAAAUCUUUAUUGAUUAUUCUUUAGUUAUAUCCUUAAAAUGUUAGUACACUACUAGACAGAGUAAAUGCUCCAUUCAUUUGCUCAUUUUUAUUCAUUUCUUCCGCAAGCCCCUAAAGCAUUUUUUGAUAUUCCAGCUUGUUCCCAAGGGAAAACUCUUUAUAAUUGCCUGCAUUCUCACAACAUCUUCUGUUGUGCCUUUCUGAGAGUUAGAUUAGCUUUCAAUGUGAAGAUACUUUCAGCUGCUCUCCCAGUUUCAGUAAUCUUAUUCUCUCUUGUGAGGGACAAAAAAGAAAUGGAAAAGGAGGAUGAUGAUCAAUAUAUAUAAUGAAAAUCAUGGUUGUGGCAGCUGAAUAAACUGAGGAAAUCUACUUCUUACAUAUCCCCAGAAGUCCACAGGUAUGCCAAGUGGAAAAAGAUUUGGAAAAUAGAAUGUAUAACCAGAAGAGGAUUAGGAACUUGCUCAGGAUCAUACAGCUAAUUAAUAGUGGUAUGGGAACCAGAUUUCUUGCCUCUCAAUUCAUUGGUUUUUCUGUUAAAAUUUUUCUUCGAUAGCACUUUUUUCUUCCCCUUUUGUUUUAACAAUGCAUCUAUACGAUAUUAACUACAGUACCUCCAAAUAUUAAGCUAUUCAUUUAUUUAUUUAGCACUCAAGAAGUCUAAAGGGAACCAGAUUGGAAAGAUAAAAGUAAAACUGUUGCUACUUACAGAUGACAAGAUCUUGUGUUUAUGAAAUUCUGAGGAAUUCACUAAAAAACUAUUAGAACUGAUAAAUGAGUUCAGCAAGGUUGCAGGAUACAAGAUCAAUAUAUAAACAUCAGUUGUAUUUCUAU